Molecule: messenger RNA, 2905 nt
Organism: Rhodotorula graminis WP1
Lineage: Eukaryota; Fungi; Basidiomycota; Microbotryomycetes; Sporidiobolales; Sporidiobolaceae
Exons: 3
Coding region: 1-2607 (868 amino acids)
Molecular function (GO): phosphatidylinositol binding
Source: RefSeq, a predicted model, not a curated record
AUGAGCCUCUCGGCCGGCGACAUGACGCCCUCCCUCCACGACCCGCUCGGCACCGCCGGCUCGACGCCUCGAGCCUCGACGAGCUCGGCGUCGACCCACGGCGCGCCGCACACCUUCUUCGGCCGCCAGCGGUCGCACUCGCUGCGCCCGUCGCAGCCUGUGUCGUCGCUCGACGGGUCGGCGGCCGCAGGCCCGAGCACGCCCGCGUCCAUCUCGGCCUCGUCGGCCGGCAGCGGCUACCUGUCGUCCUCGGUCCAGUCGUCGACCGCCUCGACGGCGCCGUCGUCCCUGUCGUCGUCUGCCUCGUCGAGGGUCGAGCCGCCCUUGAUCUUGAUCAAGUCGGUCACGGUGCCGCACUACUCGAGCUCGUCGGGCAAGCACUGCCUCUUUGCGUGCCGCGUCGUGCCCGACCUCGACGUCGCAAGCGCGGCGUCUCCCUCCACGUCGUUGAGUGGCACGGCGCCGUCGCGGCGUGAGCAGCUGGGCAAGAUGCGCAUGGCGGGCACGGGCGAGCCGCACACGGUGUGGCGUUCGUGGCAGGAGUGCCUCGACUUUAGCGCGUGCCUGAGCGCCGCGUUCGCCGACGGUCGACCCGAGCACAAGGUGCCUCGCCUGCACGGCUCGAACAAGCUCACCAACCUGUUCAAGAGCUCGAGCGUCGGCGACCGCCUCGUCGCGCUCGAGACGUUCCUCGCCCACCUGUUCGCCAUGCCGCCCGCCGUCCGGCACUCGCCGCUCGUCCGCCACUUCUUCUGCAUGCGCCCGCACGACUCGGCGCGCCAGGACGGCUCUAUAACGGCGUCCUCCUCGCCUGCAUCGGCGCACGUCGAGCCGGCGCCGGCCGUGCCCGCCUCGGUCCCGGACUGGCUCGUCGCCGGCGACCUCGAGGACGACCUGUCGGCGAGGGCGGCGUCGAGUUCGCCCGAGGCGACCAUCAAGGUGCCCCGUCAGCGGCCUGCGCGCCCCGCGCUCGCCAUCAAGACGUCGAGUCCCGAGCUGCGCGGCACGGUGCGCGGCCUCGCAAGCGGCAUCGAGCUGUUCACGCCGUCGCCGCUCUCGACCCGGAGCGCCAUGCCGCGCUUCGGCGACCUCGCUUUCUCGCAGGGUGAAGCCGCCUACUCGACGGCGACGCCGGACCGCGAGGCGUUCGGUGCGACGGCGACGAGCUCGCGCACCAUCACGCCGCAGCCGCCGAGCCGGCCCACGACGCCGUCGAGCGGCAGCGGCGGGUUCGCCAAGACGCUGCGCAAGAAGGCGUCCGGUGGGCUGCGGCACAUCCGCUCGCUCGGCGACCUGCGCGGCGGGAGCAAAAAGGUCGAGACGCCCGACGAGCCUGUCCCGACCCUCUCGCCCGACAUGCUCGCCGCCGCCGUCUCGUCGAUCGCCCUAGACCGCGCCGCGUCGUCGCCGCUCGUCAGCAGUCGCCCUGCCGUCACUGCGCCGCCCAUGUCGGCGUCGCUGAGCGCCGGCGGGCCGGCUCGCUCGCCAUUGUCGGCGACCGGGCCCAUGGGUCGCCUGUCGCCGAUGCCGUACUCGGCUCCGCUCAACAACCGCCACCGCCGCAACAACUCGUCCAAGUCGUCGGUCACGUCGUUCGAGGACCUGUGGGGCUCGCCCUUCCCGACCACGUUCCGCCAAACGACCACGGGCCGCCUCGAGGGCGUCCGCGACGGUCCGCGGCGCCCGUCGCUGUCGACCUCGGCGGCUCGUCCGCCUCCCGUCCCUCAGCAGCAGCAGCAGUACCCGGUGCGGCCGCCCAUGCACCGCGGCGGGCACAAGGCGUCGUCGGCGUCGAUCUCGAGCAUCGACUCGGCCCGCUCGGGCGGCUCGUCGGGCUCGGUGCGCUCGCUCGCCAUGAGCGUGUCGCGCAGCAGCGCCGGCAGCGAGAUGUGCCCGACGCCGCCGACGCCCGUCAGCGAGUGGAACGGCGCCGUUGGCGACAAGGUGGCCGGCGAGCGCGUCGUCGCCGGCAAGUUCUGGGUCGAGAACGGCGUCCUGCACGAGAACAACCGCGUGCCGCCGCCACCCUUCUUUCCUGUUCCCCCGCCGAUGCAGUUUGCCUACUCGCACGACGGCCUGCCCCACACGCCUCGCACGUCUGCGUCCUCGAGUCGCGCGACGCACGCUCGCAAGUCGUCGACCGACCAGGCGUACCCGCCGACCCCUCGCUCGCGCACGGGCUCGGUCGCCUCGGGUCGUCGCGUCCCGCUCCACCCUCAGACCUCGCUUGACGCCAUCCUCGCGAGCCCGACGCCGUCGUCGGCCGCCUCGUCGCCUCGCACGGUCGGCGGCACUCGCACGACGUGGACGUUCAAGCUCCUCCACGAGAACGAGAACGUCGUCCUGCGCGUCGCCAAGCCGGUCGACUCGGCGUCGCUCUCGCUCGACCGCUUGCGCCGCGACAUCGUCGUCAAGUUCAAGACGAGCGGCGUCGACCUCGCCGCUGCGGCUGAGUGGGGCCUCGCGUGGACGACGCGCGCGCCGGGCGGCGCCGCGAGCGGCACCAAGCUCGUCGUCUCGCAGGACGACCUCGACGAGUGCCUGCGGGCGCACGACGAGGCGACGUCGCCGUCGAGCAAGGUCAUCCUCAAGGUCGUCGUUUGCUGAAGCGCAACGUCGGCGACGACUUUCCCUCACGGCCACUCUCGCCCCGAGCCGCGACACCCUCCCUCCCCUCGCCUCCCCUCACAAUCCGCAUCUGCACCUUCCUUGUCGUGUUCCCCGCCUGCUCGACGACGUGUACCUCGACUUUACGACCGCCGACGACGACCUUCCCGUGCCCCUGGUGUAUCGCUCACGACCCUCCCCUCCCUUUGUCCUCCACGACCACUCACGACCCUCGUCCCCUUGUCUCCACGUCUUUGCCCAACUCUUGAGUAGCCGCUAUGCCCACACAGUCCCGAUC